Cyprinus carpio (common carp) is the source of this 1056-nucleotide messenger RNA. RefSeq names its product vegetative cell wall protein gp1-like. Bases 1 to 816 code for a protein of 271 amino acids. Lineage: Eukaryota; Metazoa; Chordata; Actinopteri; Cypriniformes; Cyprinidae. The transcript is spliced from 2 exons. The record is from RefSeq and is a predicted model, not a curated record.
AUGGCUCAGGCGAGCCCCGACCCGAUCGUCUUCACGAGGGUGUUUGUGCCACUUGACCUGCUGGAAGGAGACAGACGACUGGAGAAUCUCCGAUCCCGAUCCGGAACCCCUCCGCCGGCCGUUCCCAAGUCAAGUCAGCUGGCCGUUCUCGAGUCAAGUCAACCAGCUGUUCCCAAUUCAAGCCCUCUGGCCAAUCAUGUGGCAACUCCACCGGCAGUGCCAGCUCCUGGAAAGCGCCUUGCUUUGCCUGCUCCUUCAGAGUGCCCUCCAGUGCCAGCACCUCGUAAGUGCUUCCCUGAUCCCCAGUUAAGCCCAGGGAGGGCUCCUGAUUCCGCGUUUAGCCCAGGGAGGGCUCCUGAUACCUCGUUUAGCCCAGGAAGGGCUCCUGAUCUCCAGUUGCACCCACGAAGGGCUCCCGAUCCCCAAUUACGCCCAGGGAGGGCUCCAGCCCCAGAGCUUGCUCCUCCAGAGCUCCCUCCGGUGCCUGCUCCUCAUAAGUGCCUUCCAGAACGCCCUCAAAUCCCCACUCCUCCAGAGCCCCCUCAAGAGCCCGCUCCUACAGAGUGCCCAGCCGAUCCAGCUCCUCCUGAGGGACGCCCAGGAUUCCUAGAUUUCCCCAAGAAGAUUUGUGUGGGGUGGGGGGCAUAUAAUGAACUGAACUGCCUGCUCCGCCAUGGCUCCUGGAGCUCCCUGAUCCGACCCUGCAGGCUCUCUUUUUCUCCGACCUGUUCCUGUCCUGCAUCAGCCUCCAGGGUGCAUGCCCUCCCUCACCGAUGUUACUGUUACGGUGCGGGAUGCGCCUUCCGGGGGAGGUGAUAUCUGUCACAUGUCAGUUUCUGUUUAGUUCCUGUCUGUCCUUAUUUGGUUCUUUUCCUGUUCUCAUUAUGUAAUUGUCCAUUCUGUUCACCUUUGUUGUAUUAAUCAUUUAUUUGCUCCUUAGUUUGCCUUCCUUUAUAAGCCCUGUUUCUGUAUCAUCUUUGUCUUGGAUUAAUGUUAGUUUAAUGGUCUAAGUGUUUUGAAGCUAAUUAAAUACCUUCUUCUCUUAUACUUCGUGUC